GCCACGUGCCCCCACUGUCACCGUCCAGACCCAAUUUUCCGUCCAAGUUCAUUUUCCCGGAAAAUCUUCUUGGAAGAUUCCCCUGUUUUUUCCUUGCAAUUGGGCACUGUAAAAAGGGAUUUUUUUUUUUUUAUUUUCAGUGUGGAGCAUCUGGGAAAAAAUGGCAGCACCAACGCCGAUUCACAAAACUGAAGAGGAAUGGAAGGUCAUUCUCUCCCCCGAGCAGUUUCGGAUCCUUCGCCAGAAAGGAACUGAAUUGAAGGGUACAGGAGAAUAUAACAAGUUUUUUGAAGAAGGAAUUUACAACUGUGCUGGCUGUGGGACUCCUCUUUACAAGUCUUCAACCAAGUUUGAUUCUGGUUGUGGUUGGCCUGCUUUCUUUGAGGGUUUUCCCGGCGCCAUCAAUCGAACCCCUGACCCAGAUGGGAGGAGGACUGAGAUAACCUGUGCAGCCUGUGGUGGGCACUUGGGUCAUGUUUUCAAAGGAGAGGGAUUCAAGACCCCAACUGAUGAACGCCAUUGCGUCAAUAGUAUUUCUGUCAAAUUUGUUCCGGGAAGUGCUACUUUUUCAAUAUGAAACCUUACUUGCUCUAUUGGAGGUGUCUAUUGAAAGAUUGUCUUGUUUGUGGUCUUUUACAGACAGCUAGCUAGCUAGCUCUCAAGAAUAAAAUCGUUUUCUUGUUUAGUCUUUUGCAA
This is a messenger RNA of Glycine soja, 696 nucleotides long. Its product is annotated as peptide methionine sulfoxide reductase B5-like. The record is from RefSeq and is a predicted model, not a curated record. The transcript is spliced from 3 exons. Gene Ontology annotation, molecular function: peptide-methionine (R)-S-oxide reductase activity. Gene Ontology annotation, biological process: response to oxidative stress; protein repair. Lineage: Eukaryota; Viridiplantae; Streptophyta; Magnoliopsida; Fabales; Fabaceae. The coding region runs from base 161 to 577 and encodes 138 amino acids.